AGAAACGACGCCAUUGGCCGAAAGGAAAGGAUUACUGUUCAUCAAGAGUCAGAUCCUCGGCCAGUGGCUGUUCUGGAGGCGUGGCUGGUGGUGGUGAGAGAUUCCGCUUUUGAUUGGCUAGCAGUUCGCAGUGGCCCUAGAGCGCCUGCAAAGCUUGGAAAUGUCCCUGGCACGGCUUGGAAAAGUGGUUCCCAAAUCAAGCAUCUUGUUCCUGUGUGACAUGCAAGAGAAAUUCCGCCCCAACAUCAGCUACUUCCCUCAGAUUGUGUCUGUGGCAGCUCGGAUGCUGAAGGUUGCUGAAGCUCUUGAAAUCCGCACUGUGGUCACCGAGCAAUACCCCAAAGGUUUGGGUCCAACAGUACCGGAGCUGGGAGCUGAAAAAUUGCCCAAAUACACCAAAACGUGCUUCAGCAUGCUUAUCCCAGAGGUGGAAAAAGAGAUGGAAUCUGUUCCCAACUUGAAAUCCGUACUUCUCUGUGGGAUCGAGACACAGGCUUGCAUCAUGAGUACUGCCUUGGAUGUCAUGGAGCGAGGUCUGGACGUUCACAUCGUGGUGGAUGCUUGCUCUUCCCGCAGCCAGAUGGACAGGAUCAUAGCUCUUUCCAGACUGCGUCAGAGCGGGGCCUUCCUUACCACUAGCGAGGGACUUAUCCUGCAGCUUGUCCGGGAUGCAGCUCACCCGCGUUUCCGAGAGAUUCAGAAAUUGAUUAUGGAUCCUGCCCCUGACAGUGGCCUUCUGCCCCUCAUAAAAGUGCCAAAUCCCCUUUUCAGUUAGCUUAGCUGCUCCAAGGAUGAUAAUCUUCUUUUAAAGCACCUUCAGCCAUUUCAUCUGAUGUCCUUCUGAAUGGGAAGAAGCAAAAUCAAGAUUCUUCAAGUUGACUUUAAAGAGGAAGAUGACGAAUUAUAAACCUAGCUGAAAAGCUGCAUCAGACCCGUGAUCUUUCUAUAGUUAUUCUAUAGUUAUGGUUGAAAGACGAUACUGGUAACAUUUUGACCUGGUCUUUUUCUAUUAAGAAACAUCAGUUCUGCCUCCUCAGCUCAUAAUGUGACUCUGUGUGUACAAAUAUAUAUUUAAUUUGCACAUUUUACUGUGACAGUUCUCUUGUGAGGGUGUAUAAAUAAUAUCUGGAAUUGUUUACACUUUAUGGAGAUUCUCAGUCAUCCAGGUCAUGGUUGUCCCAAAGAUGCUUUUUCAAAAGGGAACUGGACUUGGUUUUUCUUCGAAGAUGUUUCGCUUCUCAUCCAAGAAGCUUCAGUUUUGGCUGCCGAACAAUCUUGAUGAGAAGCGAAAUGUCUUCAAGGAAAAACCAAGUCCAGUUUCCUUUUGAAAAAGCACCUUUGGGUUUUACAUUUUAGUGCAGAUUUAGGAAACAAGUGGGAAAGUAAGCAGAUGAUGGGUUCAUACGUAAUGCUUGUUGCUUUUUUGAAUAAACUACAGUUUUGACGCGGUUUUAGUUAACUGCAUUUAACUGAGUUCACAUAAAAUGUAAUCUAAACGUGA
This is a messenger RNA of Crotalus tigris (Tiger rattlesnake), 1501 nucleotides long. RefSeq names its product isochorismatase domain containing 2 (gene ISOC2). The coding region runs from base 161 to 775 and encodes 204 amino acids. The transcript is spliced from 6 exons. Gene Ontology annotation, cellular component: cytoplasm. NCBI's taxonomy places the organism in Eukaryota, Metazoa, Chordata, Lepidosauria, Squamata, Viperidae. The record is from RefSeq and is a predicted model, not a curated record.